Molecule: messenger RNA, 848 nt
Organism: Clupea harengus (Atlantic herring)
Lineage: Eukaryota; Metazoa; Chordata; Actinopteri; Clupeiformes; Clupeidae
Product: extensin-like
Exons: 7
Coding region: 6-848 (280 amino acids)
Biological process (GO): protein transport to vacuole involved in ubiquitin-dependent protein catabolic process via the multivesicular body sorting pathway
Cellular component (GO): ESCRT-0 complex
Molecular function (GO): protein binding
Source: RefSeq, a predicted model, not a curated record
AUUCCAUGGCCGAGGCGCGGUGCGGACAGGAGCAGAGUAUGCGGGACGUGCGAGACUCGGGUGGUGGAAGGAGGCACCCUCGUCGACCAAACGCACCAGCAGAGAGAAAUAAACCAGAUCAACAGCCCUCCAGCCAAGGGGCUCUUUCCUCCAUCCGGGCUGCCAUCAUGAGAACUUCUAGAAGCACAGCUCAGGAACAGCACAGAGAGAGACGCCGCAGACGACCACAGAUCACCAUCCUCUCCGCAGAACCAAUGGCUCCUUCCUGGUUCCCAGCAGCCCCUCCCCCAUCAACAGUACAGCUCCCUCCCCCCUCUUAUGAGCAGGUGCUGAGAGAGAAGACUCGUGAGCAGCAGCAGCAGCAGCUCGUCUCUCCUUCUCCUUCCCCUUCUCCUUCUCCUCUCACCACCUCAUCCCUCGCUCCAUCUCCCUCUCCGUCGCACUCCACCAUCGCAACACAGACUGAUGUUCCACCCGUACCCCACCCCCACAGGCCACUGCAGGCAACCCAACAACAAGAGCGGCCCGUGAGUACCUCAGGUCAGAAGACCUCCCAGGCCACCCAAACCCCCCUGUCCCCCAAGCCAGACGUUGACACACACACACCUGCGCACACAUCCACCGACCAUCUGCUAACGCAGCAGCCAGUCCGUCCCAGACCCCGUCCCCGCUCCAGAGCAGACCUGCGGCCAAUCAGCCAAGAGGUAGCCGGCUCUCCGCCAAUGAGUGGCGAGAGUCCUGGCAGUGGCAUGCCAAAGUCCCGGUCCCUGAGCAGUGAGAUUGUUGUUGCUCAGCCUGUCAGCGGCGAAAGAGUGGUGCCUCAACAAUCGAGAGCGAGCGUGCAGUGA